Molecule: messenger RNA, 1209 nt
Organism: Maudiozyma saulgeensis
Lineage: Eukaryota; Fungi; Ascomycota; Saccharomycetes; Saccharomycetales; Saccharomycetaceae
Source: the annotation of a GenBank genome assembly
AUGCGUAAACAAAAUCAAGAUUUACUCAGGCAGAAAUAUAUGUCAAUAAAGACUCUUUCAUUGAACAAUUUAACUGCAAAACAACAUAUGUUAAUGGCACUAUGCAGAGAUGUCUCAUUAUUACCACCUUUAUAUUAUACAUUCACAUCACUUAAAAGAUGUUUCCAUGUUAUGAUGGAUUCUCCAAACGUUAAACUUUAUGAACCACAAUCUUUUAGAGAAACUUUAACAAGAUUUUGGCAAACUUAUAUGUUAAAUAAUAAUUUAACAGCAAUAUCAUCAGCCGCAUUAGUCAAUUCAAGUCAUAUAUCAUCAUCAUCAUCAUCAUCAGUAACUUCAACAACAUCCUUAAUCGAAGCAUCCAUCUCUACCAUUAAUGCAUCUGAAUCAUUUAUAACAAAUAUUGAUACUCCAGGUAAUUUAGUAAUAAAUAGUUUAGUGACAGCAAGAGCCUCUGAAUAUUUAUUUUGUGCUAUAUGGUGUCUAGUAGCAUUAUAUUUAUCCUAUGCAAUAUUAGAUUCUUUAAUGGUUAGAUGGAUUGUCAAAUAUUCCACUGUGGCUGCUAUAUUAAGAAUGUUUUCAAUGUCAUUAAUAUUUGUCUCUUUUGAAUUAUUAUUAUUAAAUUCAUUAUCUCCUGAAAAUAAUUAUUUUCUACAUACUUGGAUACUUAUUAGUUGUAUUUUAACAUGUGGUUAUAUAUGGCAAAGUUAUUUAACAUCUGAUUUAAAUUAUAUUAGAAGAAAGAAACCUGAUUUAAACAACACAAUUGAUAGUAACAAUAGUACUACUAAUAGUAUUGAUAAUCAUUUGGAUUCGAAUACAACAAUUGCUGAUUCAAUUUCAAAUUCUCCUAUGCUUUCAGAUUCAGAUUCAGAUUCAGACUCAGAUUCAGAUUAUGAAUUUUCUGAUAACGAUAAUAAUAACAAUAAUAAUUCACCCAUAGACGAAAUUUCAACUAGAACAGAUGACAUAAGUAAUAAUACUACCAAUAGAAGGAAAAAAAAGAAAAAUUUACAAAAGAAAUUAGAUCUAACAGGUUUUAAAUUUACUACGAAGAGAACAAUAGAUCUCUAUAAUAUUACCGUAUUUUGUGUAGUCCCCGUUGGACUAGCAAGCUUCAUUACAAUGGUAGGUCUAUUAAGAAACUUAUUCAUUCAAAGGCUUGAUGUGGAACAACUAGCUAGAAUCAUUCAAGAAUCGGUGCAUUGA